Molecule: messenger RNA, 372 nt
Organism: Aspergillus novofumigatus IBT 16806
Lineage: Eukaryota; Fungi; Ascomycota; Eurotiomycetes; Eurotiales; Aspergillaceae
Exons: 1
Coding region: 131-331 (66 amino acids)
Source: RefSeq, a predicted model, not a curated record
CGCAAGAGUUAUUCUUCGACAUCUGUCUUUUGUGGUCUCCCCUGUCACGGCGAGUAACAAACCACUAUAUCGACAUCCAAACCGAGGGAAUUGAAAAAGAAAGAAAAAAAAAGGUCUAUCUCGCACUAUAAUGGAUACGAGCACAUCACUCUCGCUCCAGAACAAUUACUCUCCUUUCCGUUCAUCAUCUCCUAAUCAUCUCCUAGACGACGUUGGAGGUGGCGGUGUUCCUGGUGCUUUUUCUUAUUCUUUAUCUUUGAUUUUUCGUUGGCGAAGGGGACUCAUUUAUUUAUUUUCUUUCAUCUGCUAUAAUCUGUCUGGUGUGCUCUGAUCAAUUCUCUAUUGCGUUUCGUUUGAUUUCCCUCUCUGCGU